Messenger RNA from Rhopilema esculentum, 3457 nucleotides. RefSeq lists its product as uncharacterized. NCBI's taxonomy places the organism in Eukaryota, Metazoa, Cnidaria, Scyphozoa, Rhizostomeae, Rhizostomatidae. The record is from RefSeq and is a predicted model, not a curated record. Gene Ontology annotation, molecular function: protein binding.
GAACGAGAAGAGGAAAAUUUGGCUGCUGCGAGGUUGCAAGCUGUAGUGACAUCAAAAAGACAUUUAACAGACAAACUACAACAUAAUGGUGCGAGUCAAGCCAAGUCAGUUGGUGUCUUUGUUGUUGCUGUUGGUGGAUGUCUGCUGUUGCCAGUCAUGUCCUAAGCUGUGUUUAUGCAACACCACUGUGGUGCGAUGUUGUGGUGCUGGUUUACGAGAAAUCCCAGAAAAUAUAGAAAACUCGGUGACGAUAUUAGACUUGUCGGAGAAUCCCAAUCUGAUUAUACAGAAGCUCUCAUUUAUAAGGUUCAAUGCGCUGCAGAAGCUAUACUUGAAUAACUGUUCUAUAACGUCACCCUUUUUGCUACCUCGGUCCUUGACAGCCCUUCACUUGGAGCGGAAUAAAUUGACUAUGAACUUGAUAAAACAAAUUUUAUACAACCCUCCUGAAUCACUACUUGCACUCAACCUUAAAGGGAACAGCAUAGAUUUCCAAAAUGGUCUGGACGCCAUUCCUAAAAACCUAGCGGAUCUGGAUCUCUCUCAGAAUGUGAUUCCUAUGAUAACACCGGGUUAUUUUCGCGGUUUCUCAAACCUUCAAAGAAUGUCUUUAAGAAGUUCUAAAAUAAAACGAAUAUUGCCUCAUGCAUUAGAUUCCUUGCGUAAUCUUGUAGAUCUUGAGCUGCAGAACAAUGAGUUAAAAUGUCUCCCCCCUUUGCUUUUCGGAACGAUUCGCAAACUGAGGCGUAUAAAACUGAACCAAAAUAAGCUGUCCGGAAUCCCAGAUUUUCGUGGUGUCCUGAUGCUAAAAGAACUGGACCUGUCAGAGAAUCGUAUUCAAAAUGUUACUUCGAAAUCGUUUGGAAUAAAGUGGACAAUACUUCUUAUCUUGGGAGGGAACCAGAUAGAGAAUUUCGAGUUGAAUGGAAUGAAAUACGUCAAACUUGACUUGUCUCAUAACAAAAUAACCGAGCUGAAAGCUGAUUCUUUUAGCCACCUGAAAGACGUCACCCAGAUCCUGCUGCAUAACAACCAAAUAAGGGAAAUUUCUCCUUUUGCAUUUAGAGGAAUGAGGUGGAUUCUUGAGCUCUUUUUGCAGAAGAACAAGCUACAAAGGAUUCAAAGAGGUACUUUCCGCGGAAUGAGUAUAAACAAACUUAUUUUGUAUGGUAACGAUCUUGUGACUAUUAACGGGGUUUUCGAUGAUAUGAGAGUGCCACCGAAACUGGUUCUUCUAUUUGGCAAUCCUAAGUUAACGAAUCUUAAAGGGUCAAGCUACAAAAGUCUGACCAACCGAUCUGUAGUAUGUAUUAAUUGCAAGAACCUGAAGGUCAUGACUGAGACGUAUCUAAUUCGCUCUCAAAUAAAGUGCAUGCCAACUGAGGACUUGAACAUUGAUACCCCUAGCACUGUCCUUGGCGAUGAUGGCUUCAAUUGUAGAUACAGCGCAAAGGUGCGACAGUACCAAUGCUAUCCUUGUCCAGUAGGGUACUAUGGGUACUGCGAGAAAGAUACAUCACCGUGCACUGGCUCCUGUAAGGCUUGCCCGCCCGGCUCUUUUUUCCAAGACGAGCUUGCAAAGAAAGAAUGCAAAGAGUGUCCGGUAGGUCAGUUUGUGCCACCAGAGCGGGCCCCUGGCAAGACUCCAUUGGACUGCUUCACUUGCCCUAAAGGGACAAAUACCAACAGUUCUGCAGGGUUCCGCGCUUGUCCUUGUUUAAAGGGCUACUCAAGGACCUACCGUUUUGGGGAAUGUAAAAGGUGCUCUACUGUUGGAUUUAACUGCAUGCGGGAUUACCCGCAGCUGAAGCCAGGUUACUGGAUAACAUGGCUUAAAAAUAAAACUUGCAAAAAAUUCUACAAAGAAUUCAUGCAGAACCUGGAAAUAAAGAAUGAUGGAUACGACAGAAAGACUAUGAAAUUGUUAUGCGACAUGCCGAUGCCACAUAAAUGUCCUAUACCAGGCUCGUGUUUAGGAGGUGUUGAUGCUAAUUGUUCUGCGGGAUACACGGGGGUUUUAUGCGCAGUGUGCGCGAAAGGUUACAGUCGCCAGUUUGACAGGUGCAUCAAAUGCCCCGGACCAGGAGUGGCUGUGCUGCAGUUUAUGGGGUAUGCUGCGUUUUUUAUAGCUAUUUGCUUCUUAAUAUCGUGGGCUGACAAAAUAACUCUGAAUUCAACGGAAAAGAGAGAGGCACGCCGAAAGACAAAAAAACAAGCUAAAAAAGAAAGGACAUUUGCUGAUAUCAUCUUAUCUACUCUGAAGAUUUUGCUUGGUUUCUAUCAAGUUCUUGACGGAAUAAUCCAUGCAUCAGCCUGGGUUAACUGGCCAAAACCACUGAAGAAGGCAGUCCAUGUUUUUGAAUACCUACAGUUUAAUGUUAUCCAUCUUCCUUCGUUGAGCUGCAUUAAGCCAGGACUUGGAAUGAGCGCCAUCACAGAGUUCUGGUUCGCUAUUACUGCAACUGCCGCAUUCCCAAUCGCUGCUAUCGUUUACUUUGCCGUGAAGACGCUUUUUAUCGAGAUGCGGUCAAGUCAAGAAAGUCGCGAGGAAAGACGAAAGAAAUGCUGGAGAAACUGUCUCCGCGCUAUAGCUCUGUUUAUGUUUGCAACCUACCCUUUGACGUCAAAGAAAAUCGUACAGAUUUUGCCGCUGAGUUGCCACACGUUUUGCGUAGCGGGAGAAAGUGAAGGGCGGUCAAGGAAAUGCAUUAAAACCGUAUCAUACCUCCGCGGCGAUUACAGCGUAAAAUGCCCAAGUGUAUCAUCAUACCAUCAGAUCGCUUUAAUUGCGGCCUAUACUGCUCUUAUUAUCCCGCUAGGGUUUCCGGUGUUACUUCUUGUUCUGUUAUGGAGAUUUGCAAGGCCUAGCAUUCUCAAACCAAGGCAGACAGAAGCUGAUCCUGCCGCGAUAAAUGAGUCGUGCGCUGGAGAUACAGGCGAUUUUAAAUACUUUCCAUUAUUUUCGGUGAAGUGUACAUCCGAAGACGGUGCGAUACAGUCCGCUUUGAAGUUCGCAUACGAAAAUUACAACCGCUCGUGUUGGUACUGGGAAGUGAUUGAAAUGGUGCGAAAGUUGAUAAUGACUGUUGGUGUAACCCUCUUUCUUCAGCACACGAAAGUGGGCCUAGGUGGCAUAAUCAUCAUCGCAAUAUUGUUCACAACAUUGCAGGCAAUCAAAAACCCAAUAAAAGACCCAUUCGAGAAUUUCUUGCAGCUUCUGUCCCUCUCAAUAGUUCCAAUCAACGUGUCAGUUGGGACAGUGUUACAAUCAAAGCAGGUGGGUGACAAUGAGAUUAUCGAUUCACGCAAAGACUCAUGGGCCUUGGGUAUGACGUUGGUUGUUUUGAAUUCGCUGCUCGUUAUCCUUGUCAUCGGUCGUUUCUGCAGAGCCAUUGUUAAGAAAGUUUGCAGUUCGAAAAGGAAAGAAAAUCUUCUCGGUGAGAUGAAAUAAGCUGCU